UUCCAUCAUCUCCUCUCGCCCGAAAGUCUGCUUUCCUUAUCAUCCCCCCCAUUUUACAAAGAGCGGAGCACGCCGGCCGAGUGGAAGGUGCCACAAGGAUUCAAUCGCCGAGUGACGUGAGGCUUCUGUUGACUACUUGCGCAUUACCAAUCGCCGUCGUUUCUCUAAGCAUCCCCUGGUGAGUCAGCCCCCUCCAUUCCCCGGCGAGCCUGCGACAGAGGUGACUCAGCAUGCGUGGCAACGCCUGGGAAGAAUGCGUAUAAAGCUCCGCAAUCUUCCUUCGCGUCCACAAUUUCUCGCCUAUCAUUUUCCUCCGUCUUGCGCAUUUGUCCUGACAAACAACCCCUCCACUCUAGCAACAAAACAUCAAUACAACACAAUGGUCAAGGCUAUCGAAUCUUACGACGAGUGGAAGGCUCUCACCACCAGCGCCGAGAACAUUGUCGUCGUUGACUACUGGGCGACCUGGUGCGGUCCCUGCAAGAUGAUCUCUCCCCACUUUGCCAAGCUCGAGGACAAGUUCCCCAGCGUCAAGUUUGUCAAGGUUGACGUCGAGGAGCAGGAGGAAGUCGCCAAGGAGGCUGCUAUCAAGGCCAUGCCUACUUUCAUUGCCUACAAGGACGGCAAGCCCUUCAAGACCAUCACUGGUGCCGCCCCUGCCAAGAUCACCGGCUUGCUCGAGGAGGUUACUGCUUAGAUGGAAUCGAUCUUUUUUUGCGAAAAAUGCUGUCAGAAGCUGAAUGAAUAGAAUGGAAUUGG
Molecule: messenger RNA, 759 nt
Organism: Cryptococcus amylolentus CBS 6039
Lineage: Eukaryota; Fungi; Basidiomycota; Tremellomycetes; Tremellales; Cryptococcaceae
Product: thioredoxin
Exons: 4
Coding region: 254-697 (147 amino acids)
Molecular function (GO): protein-disulfide reductase activity
Source: RefSeq, a predicted model, not a curated record